Penicillium griseofulvum is the source of this 696-nucleotide messenger RNA. RefSeq names its product GNAT family N-acetyltransferase. Bases 1 to 696 code for a protein of 231 amino acids. The record is from RefSeq and is a predicted model, not a curated record. Gene Ontology annotation, molecular function: acyltransferase activity, transferring groups other than amino-acyl groups. NCBI's taxonomy places the organism in Eukaryota, Fungi, Ascomycota, Eurotiomycetes, Eurotiales, Aspergillaceae. The transcript has 4 exons.
AUGGCUGUGGCAUCAGUCCCAAUCACCCACGGCGGUGACAAUUUCCUCGCCCCGCUCGCAGCACUGAAUGGCCGCGUCUUCGACACCGAUCCCGUCAUUGCGUACAUGCUGCUGGGCCUGUCUCAGGAAGAAAGGUUGGCUUAUCUGCCGACAUACUGGACCACGCUCAUCAAGUCAGCCUUACUUAAUCGCGCAGUGAUCACCGAAGCCGAUGGCUGGAAGGCAGCUUCUGUCAUUGUUCCACCUGGUCAUUCCAUUGACAAUGCCUGGACCCUCCUGUGCUCUGGAUUUCUGAGCGUGCUGUGGAAAAUUGGACUCCCGGGCCUAAAGCGCCUUUGGUUCGAAUUCUCUGGUAUUACCGACAACGCGAAGCGAAAGGGUCUCCGUGGACAGACCAAGUACUACUACAUUUUCACCGUCGGAACCGAGCGCGAACAUCGUGGAAAAGGCCUCGCCAAGGCAAUCAUGCUCGAGCACCAGCAGACCGCUCAAGCCGCGAAUGUCCCGAUCUGGCUCGAAGCAACAACUGCAGGCUCCCGCGCGCUCUACCUGUCAUUGGGAUUUGAGGAUGUCGAAGAGAUUCGGCUUGGGAAGGGCAAGGUCGCUGCUGAUGCUAGUCUUCAGUCUGGUGGACCCGGUGUGUCCCUUUGGGCGAUGAUAUGGUGGCCAACCCCAGCUUCUGAAGCUACUUCCUAG